This is a messenger RNA of Closterium sp. Yama58-4, 483 nucleotides long. NCBI's taxonomy places the organism in Eukaryota, Viridiplantae, Streptophyta, Zygnematophyceae, Desmidiales, Closteriaceae. The record is from the annotation of a GenBank genome assembly.
GCAUCCCUACGACGCGCCUCGCGCCAUGCCGCCGUUCGCCCCCGACGAUCCUUACGCUCGCCUGCCCGCCCCCCCCGGGCCCCCGCCAGGCGCGGAUCGCUACAGGCGGCCGUCAGCCUAUGACAUGCUGCCAGGUGGCGGCGGUCCCCCGCCUCCCCCCAUGUACCCGCCGCACUACCCGCCCACUGACGGGCCUCCCCGCAGGCCACCGCCAGCUGACGGGCCGCUCACCUACAAGCAGUUCAUUGCUGACCUGGACGAUGACGUGUCACCUGCUGACGCUGAGAAGAGGUAUGUGGACUACAAGGCCAAGUUCGUGGCGGCGCAGAAGAAGGCGUUCUUCCACGACCACAGGAACGACGAGUGGCUACGAGCCCUGUACGACCCGGCUCGCCUUGAGAGCCUUGUGGACAGGCGCAUUGAGUUCGCUCAGCUGGAGAGCAAGCAGUUUCUUGAAAGCUUGCAGCGCGGCGAUGCCGACCU